CAAAUGCAUACAUAUUACCCAAAAUUCCUUGUUCAACCAAAACAUUGUCAAUCGCCAUGUUGUGAUGUUUACGUUAAAGGGGACAUCGAAAUCUGAUGUCAUCACGGAGGAAAACGUAUAGUAUGAGCUGUGGUUCCAAGAACUCAGAAUGAACGACGUGUCUUGGCAGAACGGACCGCGAAUGAUGGCAAAUGGACCCCAUGAUAUUGCAGGUCGACAAAACAAUAACAGUGUUCCUGGAAGUCGGUCACAAGACGAUGCCACGGUCGGGUAUUUUUUCCAGCGCCCGCAGACUGACUUGGAACUGAACAGUUACAGCAAUAAGAGAUGGGCUAUCGGGGACGACAGCAUCAUAGAGCACUCUCGAAACAUUGCAACCGUGCAGGAUAUAGAGAGAGAUUUCCAUGGGAUGUCUAUUGGUAGAGAAAUGCCUAACACUGCCAAAAAGCUCUGGGAGAUUGGAGAUGGGCCGAAGCAGGGAGGGGAUCAAGGGAAAGGAAUGUUUCCAGGAAAUCCGUGGACCACCAGGGAAGAUACUUGGGGGAAUCCAACAGAGCCAGGAGCAUUAGGAGUAGACAUGGUGGAGUAUGUCUUGGGUGGAUCCCCCACCAGUAAAGAGCUGGAUGCCCGACUCCGCGGAAAGGGAGGACCGCCACCCGGCCCAUUUAUGCAGAAUAUGAGGAAGUUCAAGAUGCAUGGACCACCACAAGAGCCAGGAAUGGAUCCACAAGGAGAUAAGAAGAGUAAGACCCCUUCCCCAUUUGAGGGCCAUGAUGGGGAGAGAGUAGACGAAAAACAAGACAAUUUACCAGCUAAUGGCUUGCUUCAGAAUGGCAUUGAUGAAGACUACAGUAACAGAAGAAACAGUCACCAAAACUCACCCAAUGCUGAGAAUGCCAUACCUGGAAUGGACAUGACAAAACUGAGUGUUAAGCCAGAAGGUGGGGAAUAUCUAGACCACAAUCAGCAGCCCCACUUCCCACAGCCAGGGUUCCAGCUAGACCCCCCUCCCUUUGAUCCCGUGGGAAUUGAUCCGGUACAGUUUGACUACAGUAACCAGAUGGGAAUGCCUUCCUCAAUGGACAGCCCAAAUUUCAACAUGGAUUACAAUCAAUUAUUACAGAGACAACAGCCUAUUGCCGUGUUAACUCAGCAGCAGUUCCUAGCUUCACAACAACAGCAGAUGGGGAUGACUGCGGCGGCCAUUACGCCGACCCCUUAUGUUAUCAGCCAGGAUCCUUAUGCUGUGGGCAUUCCUAUAGCAGGACCAGCAGUUAUUCAUCCUCAGUACUAUGGUGUUCAGGCUCCUUGGGGCAUCUAUCCAGCAAACUUAAUCCAGCAGCAAGGGCAGACAACUCCGCAGCCCACAUCACAGGCCCAACAGCAGCAGCCACAGCAGCCCCACCUAAUGAGGGGGCAGAACGGGCGGCUGACACCCAAUCAGAACGAAGCUAACAUGCCAUCACAGCAGCCCAAUAUAAAUCAGCAGAUGGGGACCCCCUCUAAUCCACAGUAUCAGAUUUUAGCUCCAGCCUAUUACGACCAGAAUGGCCAGCUGAUAAUGAACCCUCGAGGACUGAGUACCCCUGUACGACUUGUCUCCCCUGCCCCAGUACUAGUCAGUGCAGCCACUGCGGCAGCAAGUCAACAAGGUGGGGCAAACAAUCCUCUUCGUCUUCUGACUACCCAGUCACAGCAGUUACAGACAACUCCUCCUGUUAACUUCUCCAGUAACAGCAACUCCAGUCUUAACAACAUGGGUCAAAGACGGGAUUCUUUAGAUUACAAAACACGACAGCAUUUACCACCCUUGAAUCAGUUUUAUGGCUCCAUGGGAAACAUGUCGGCCUCUCCUGCUGGCCCUAUGGGACUGGUACAACCAGGACAGAGUAUGACUCCACCACCCUCCCUUUCUGGAUCCUCCUCCAAUCUGUCAGUAGCUGGAAUGUCAGGAGGGAAUAGAAUGUACAGUGCUGCACCUGGAGCAGAGGCUAAAUUUAGAAACAGCCCCAUGGGAUCUAAUGGAUUCUUUUCUGGCACUUCUCUCUUUCCAAGCAGAAAUAUGGCUGCAAGGAAUUCCAUGUCAAAAGAAGCCACUGGAAGAAGUCGGAUGCUGGAGGAUUUUAGGAACAACAGAAUUCCCAACUUACAGCUGAAGGACCUCAAUAACCAUGUGGUGGAAUUCUCCCAGGACCAGCAUGGUUCUAGAUUUAUUCAGCAGAAGUUGGAGCGAGCUUCCCCACAGGAGAAGAACAUGGUCUUCAAUGAAAUCCUGGUACAUGCUUACAGUCUGAUGACGGAUGUGUUCGGCAACUAUGUCAUCCAGAAAUUUUUCGAGUUUGGCAGUAACGAGCAGAAGCAAACCUUGGCUCAGCGCCUUAGGGGUCAUGUUUUGCCACUUGCCCUGCAGAUGUAUGGCUGUCGUGUUAUUCAGAAGGCCUUAGAAACAAUUUCAACAGAUCUGCAAGUGGAAAUUGUGAAAGAACUUGAUGGCCAUGUGAUCAAGUGUGUUAAGGAUCAGAACGGCAACCAUGUGGUGCAGAAAUGCAUAGAAUGUGUGGAUCCCAUUCAUUUACAGUUCAUUAUUGAUGCUUUCAAAGGUCAGGUUCUUUCAUUAUCUACUCAUCCUUAUGGUUGUCGAGUCAUUCAGAGAAUUUUGGAACAUUGCACUAAAGAGCAGACAACUCCAAUACUGGAUGAGCUUCAUCAAGCUAUAGAGAGACUGGUGCAGGAUCAGUACGGAAACUAUGUUGUGCAGCAUGUGUUGGAACAUGGAUCCCACGAUGACAAGAGUAAAAUUGUGUCAGAACUACGGGGCAAAGUCCUGGUUCUCAGUCAGCACAAAUUUGCAAGUAAUGUUGUGGAGAAAUGUGUGUCCUAUUCCUCCAGACCAGAGAAAGCAAUGCUGAUAGAGGAAGUUUGUUCUCUAACUGAUGGGCCACAAAAUGCACUUUACAUCAUGAUGAAGGACCAGUUUGCAAACUAUGUUGUACAGAAAAUGAUUGACGUGGCAGAGCCAAAGCAACGCAACAUUCUGAUGCACAAAAUCCGACCCCACAUUGCAACUCUGAGAAAGUAUACAUAUGGCAAACAUAUCCUUGCAAAACUGGAAAAGUUCUUCAUGAAAAACAACUCAGACCUGGGCCCAAUAGGCAUGCCACCCAAUGGAGCUCUACCAUAAAAUGUCAACUGCCUGACUGAUGUUAGAGUGUCUCCUGAAAUUUAUUAAGGCUGAGUCUUUUAAAUGAUGUAAAAAGGUUGAUAAAAAUGAAAUGUUAUUCUUGGAAAUUUUUGAACUAAGGCAAUGUGAAAAAUUGCUGAUGCAUACAGAGAGGAUUUGGUACAUAUGUCCUUGCAAGGAAGGGUAUUUUUUUCUAUCAAGGCACGCAUAGUUUUGAUAUAAACAUAAUCAAGUUCAAUUAAAAAAACAACAAACUUAAGCAAUAUUUAAGGUUUGAUUAAAGAUUGAACAUAUAGGAUUUGUUGUGUCAAAAACACCAAACAUUCAAAACACUAAAAAUAUUUUAGUUUUGAUUAGUUCAUUAUGCACACUCUUUGAGCUUUAUUUCAAAGAUUUGGGAAGGGAUGGACAAAAUUAUUGAGCCAUACAAUUAUCAUUUUGUCAUAAAAACAGAAAGGACCAUUUAUAGAGUAAGAAACCUAAUGGCUUUCAUAUUCAUUUAUCAAGUAUCCACUUUUCUAAAGCUUUUCACAACACUGAGAAUGAGUAAUCCAACAAAAUCUAGUUUCUACCUCAAGGACAAAAAUGGGAAAAAAAG
Molecule: messenger RNA, 3779 nt
Organism: Saccostrea cuccullata (small rock oyster)
Lineage: Eukaryota; Metazoa; Mollusca; Bivalvia; Ostreida; Ostreidae
Product: pumilio homolog 2-like
Exons: 20
Coding region: 149-3181 (1010 amino acids)
Biological process (GO): post-transcriptional regulation of gene expression
Cellular component (GO): cytoplasm; nucleus
Molecular function (GO): mRNA 3'-UTR binding
Source: RefSeq, a predicted model, not a curated record